AUGAGUUCUAAGUUUGAUUAUGAAGAAUUGACGAAGUCGAUCAACGAAAACCGAGUGCCAACGGCAUGUCCAAAUUGCGGCAUUCCAUCUACAUCAAUCUGUACAAUAUUGAAUGUACCGCAUUUCAGGGAGCUUUUGAUGAUGCUAUUCAACUGUGACAACUGCGGCUACAGGGAUAAUGAUAUUAAGGGCAAUGGUAUACUACAGCCUGAAGGGGUAAAAUUUGUCCUUCAAGUUCAAAAAUUGGAUGAUCUAAACCGACAAAUUGUACUUUCGACCUUUAGUGCCGUCACUAUAGUUGACAUCGAAUUUGAGUUUCCCAGGUCUACCGAUCGCUCUGUCAUUACAACCAUUGAAGGACUACUUAAUUCAGCAAUUAGUGACUUGUCUGAAUAUUAUAAACAAUUAACCACAGAAUCAAACAACGUAGCGAGCAAUGAAACAAUUUUGAAACUUCUUGAUGUAAUAAAUACUCUAAGGGAUUAUACGACAGGGGAUAACCAAUUCAAAUUAAUAUUAGAUGACCCUAGUGGCAAUAGUUACAUUGAACAGCUACCUAACACUUCCAAUUUACAGAAAAUACACUAUCAACGAACUGAUCAGCAAACAAAAGCUAUGGGCUAUUCCACUCUAGGAGAUAAUGGUGUUGAUAGGGAGAAUUACAAUUGUAACAACAGUAGCAAAUCCAAUACAUUAGACCUAAAUAGACCAUUAGAGGAUGAUUAUGAGCCUCCGUUAUUUGAAUUGCAAACAGCUUGCCCAGAUUGCGGAAACAACGGUAGCAACAAAAUUUGUCAAGUUCAAGUACCAGGGUUCCGUGAGUGCAUCAUAUUUUCCUUCACAUGCGGUGAUUGUGGCGCAAAAUCUACUGAGGUAAAACCUGGCGGGCCAAUUGGAGAUUUUGGACAAAAGUGGCAACUAGAAAUAUCUCAUCCAGACGACUUAAAUAGAGAUGUCAUUCUUUCAGAUUUAGCAAGCAUAAGUAUACCUGAAGUGGAUUUCGUUAUGAUGGCAGGAUCAAUAGGUUGCGUAUUUACUACAGUUGAGGGAGUACUACUUAAAAUUGCGGAGAAUUUGGAAUCAAGCAACCCCUUCGUUACUGGAGACUCAGCAAAAAUGGUUGCAGGUGGAUUGAAGGAUUGUUGUAAAAUGCUACGAUAUAUAGCUAGUUUUGGCAACAAAAAUACAAUUAUGAUAUUGGAUGAUCCGACGGGGAGAUCUUUCAUCGCAUCGAUUACAGAUGAAGACAAACCUGAUCCUAGGUUAAAGGUUGAAAGUUAUAAACGGUCUAUGGAACAAGAUAAUGAGUUGGGGCUUCUAGAUAUGAAAGUUUAA
Molecule: messenger RNA, 1335 nt
Organism: Babesia microti strain RI
Lineage: Eukaryota; Apicomplexa; Aconoidasida; Piroplasmida; Babesiidae
Product: zinc finger protein
Exons: 6
Coding region: 1-1335 (444 amino acids)
Cellular component (GO): nucleus; cytoplasm
Molecular function (GO): zinc ion binding
Source: RefSeq, a predicted model, not a curated record